GUGGACAUGCAGGAAUGUAGCAUGGUAUGCCAGUAUGGUUAAUGACAGGCCUGAAUUUUCUAUGAAGGCAAACUUUGAUGCUAACCCAAAAAGGUCACAUUUUUAACACCCUUCAAUAUUUCAAUUUGAAUUUCUUUGAAGUAAGUGAUCUUAAGUUAACUAACCAUGAAUACACUUUCAUUGUUUUUCAUAAUCAAAUUUUGUGAUCUUUGAAAUGGCUGGUCUGCUAGACCAACAACCUAGAAGACCUAACCAUCAGGUCUGGUUGGUAACGAUUCCUACGUUUACUGAAAUUUCCAAACUUUUUCAAAUCAAGAUUUGAAACAAAGACUGUUAAAGGACUCACUUUAAUACUGUUAAACAGGUGUCACUUUAAAAGAAAAUUCAAGUCGAGGGAGGAAAUCAUCCUGGUGAAUUCAAUUUCAGCCACGUGCCGGUGGUGCCCCCUAAUCGUUUUAUCUAGAAGUCGUCUAUGUUGAGGGUUAGGAGAGGUCGACAAAGGUGGUAGAUAUUAUUUUGGGUAAUAACCAGUUGUCAUCGUUUAUUGUUGCGAUUGACGUACCUACGUGCCUGCAUCUAUAAUAGCCAAUGUCAACAGUGAGUUACCAUUUACUCAAUGUCACUGAUAAAGUUUAUAUCAGGUUGUUCACUGGCACAAGGUGAUUCUCUAAGAAGUGUGAAAUGAGCAAAGAAUCCAGAGUGGACAAAGACUACACCAGUGAAGUUGAUCUGUUUGAAGAUUCUUCAGUUAGAAGUUCUUCUGCAGAUGAAGUCACUGAACGAACAUUGUCUGGGGAUAAGGUCUCAGAGAGAGAUAUGUCUGAAGAUUCCUCAGCUUCAAAAUUGUUCAAGGAAGUCAAGGAUGUGGGAGAAAAUCCUAUCCCAGAUUCAGAUAAAACUGUUCCAAAUCAGUACAAAUCACUUGUUGCCAAGGGAAUAAAAAAAAUGACAAAUGAGGAACGCAGCUUUUUUGAGAGAUACCAACAAGCUAACCAAAUCCAUCAUUGCUCCCUGAAGUGUACAACAUGUUUAUGUCAGUUGUUUCUUGGUAAUCCAGAAAACAUUCAAAUUCAUCCUGUUUUGGGUGUGUUGUUGUGCAGUGCCUGCAGAGAGUUUUACGAUAAUUCUCCCUUUACGAAAAAUGUGAAGGGACACGAUGAAUAUUGCCGCUGGUGUGCCGAAGGUUGCGCGGUUAUACGAUGUGAUACAUGUUCAAAUGUAUUUUGCAAGACAUGUCUACGGCGUUGUCUAGGACGCACGUCUUUUGCAGAAAUCACCGGCAGUAAAUGCAAAUGGAAUUGCUUGGUUUGCAACAAUCUUCCUCUUUGGACACCAAGAGCUUUAGGUAGAAUGGUGAUGAUCGCAAUUAAGCCUUGCGUUGGACCAAUCAUGGCUGCAGUUGAUUCCAAUGAUCCGACUGUUUGGUUGCCAAACAUGAUAGAUGACGUAGAAAAAUUGGCUGAUCAUUGUAAGAAACUGGUGACAAAGAUUAGAAGCAGUUGGGCUAAAGAAAAUGUAGGUAGUGACAGAAAAAGUAAAAAUAGCGACAGGCUUGCCAAAGAAACUGACAAAGUCGCUGUCGUCGAUUGCUGCCGUCAGCUUCGCAAAGCUGUGACCACAACUAACUUCAGUAUGAAGUUAUUGGAAAAGAAAAUGAUCACCAAGUUUAAGAAGAAAUAUGGCACUACUACCGACAUCGACAUUGACCUAUCACUUGAAAAAUCCAACUCGAAGGGGGAAUCAGCUCGUCGAGAAGGCAAAGCAAAUAAAUUAAAAAUUCGCAAUUUUACAAAAAGAAAUAGUGAGCAGGAUCACGUUGGCGAAUCCGUGGAAUGUUCACCUUCUGACGCGCCACAUGCAUUUCCAUCGGAGUGUUUCCUUGAUCUCGCUACUUCACAUGACACAACUCUGUUACGAACAAAAAAAUCGUCAGACGUCAACGACAAAUCGACUAAAAAAGAAGCUACACCGAAGCUGAUUAGAUCUAAUCCCAGUCCGAUGGAGUGCACCAGCGACAAUAUUUUGCCGGAGAAUUCAAAAUCGAAGACGGCGACGUCAUCCAUCCGGGAUUUGAAAUGUCUCGGUUCGGUUGAACCAUCAGCUCUUGAUCCAAACCAAAAGGCAAGGCGAGACCUAUUAAAAGACUCCACCGAUUCGGACCUAUCAAACUCUUUGGAUUCAGAUAUCAGUCUUGCUGAAUUAAAGCUUUCCCUGCAUGGAAAAAAAAAGAGAAGAAAUAGUUGUUUACCAGUGAAGGACGAUCCGAAGUUAAAAUGCAAAUGUGUCGUUCUUCUUAAUCGCAUCCCCAAUUCGAACAUUACCUUUGUUCAAGAUGACAAACGAAAAGUAGACAGACACGAUCAGGAGAUUGAUCUUCCAAUUAAAAAUCCCUCGAACAUUGAGAGGUUAGUGCGGAUCGAAUGUGAAGCAGAAACAGACUCAAACUCAGACUCAGAAAAAAAAGAAGACCAGUUUACAAGACAAAGUCCAACGCCAGAGAAGCAAUGUGCUAUGAAAAGGCGUUCCCGGAUAUUAGAAAUGGGGUCGUCGUCAUCGUCGGAUGUUGAGAUGGAAACGACUGCGAAAGAGAUUGCCCCUCCCAAGUUUUCAACAGCGCCUUUGAUUCGUGAUCGCGAAGAAAUUGCACGCCAGGCUUUGCUCGCUUCUAGCGACUCGGACACAGAUAAUUUAACGUGUGAAACCGAAAAUGAGGAUUCACACGAUAAGGUUGUGGAAUCGACGAAACAAAAUUCUGUUGAACACGACAACGUGGGAAUAAAAAAUAUAGAAAAGGUAGUAAAAGGAGUCCAGGUCGUAGAUCUAACGAGUGACUGUGAAGGAACUACGGACAUUUCUAAUAUCGAAACAGACAAAUUACUACGCAUGUCUCUUAACGAUCCUGCAGCCAAAACAAAAAGAAACCCUAAAGACCACGAAACUAAAAACGAAGCCGCGAGAAGAGGAAAGAAGAAACGUAGGAACCAGCCGAGUUCAGAUACCGAAAUAUCAGAAUCCGACAUAGAAGAUAGGUUUAAAAGAAUCCGUUUAAGUCCGUCGGCUGUCGAAAGAGAUUCCGACAAUAGAAAUGAUGAUGACUCAGCUAACGAGGCAACAGUAGAAUCCGCAUCACCUGUGCAAACAAAAAAAGCGGUCGCAGGAAACACAAGGAAUUCCAGCAAUUCAGAUGAUGAAGAUUUGAACACAUCCCAACGUUCCGAAAGCGGUGGUUCAAAAGGAAGAAAGACCAUAAGGAAGAUUAUGGCUGAUACAAGUCUAACUGACGAAACGAAAGCGGCUGCAAGAGAGGAGGAGAACAGAAAGAAACGCAUUGCAGAACGUCAGAAAUUCUAUAACGAAGCUUUUGUUUGUGGUUCUGCCAUCGCCGACGCCCAAACUAAUAGUUUAGUUCUGGAUUUUGAUCCAGUAACCAAGAAGGAAUUGGUCACCGUCGAUAAAAGCCUAGUCACGAAGCUAAAACUCCAUCAAGUUCAAGGAGUCAAAUUCAUGUGGGAUGCCUGUUUUGAGUCCGUGGAGAGACUCAAACAACAUCCUGGUUCUGGAUGCAUUCUGGCACAUUGUAUGGGUCUGGGCAAAACUCUACAGGCUGUUACCUUGGUACAUACAGUAGUAACAAACAAAAUUUGUCAGGUGGAUCGUGUCCUCGUAUUGUGUCCCGUAAACACAAUCCUCAACUGGGUAAACGAGUUUAAACUAUGGCUUGGGACAACAUCAGGCGUUGAUGUGUAUGAAAUUACUACAACUAGUUACUCCAAGAACAACAACAAAGAAGCGAGCCGCGUGCAAACGUUAAGCAAGUGGUUCAAAGGCGGAGGAGUUCUGGUCAUAGGGUACACCAUGUAUCUGCUUCUAGCUAGCGAAAAUAGCAAAAUAGAUAAGACCCAGGAAGAACGGGACCUGUGUGCGUGUUCGUUGGUGGAUCCUGGGCCACAAUUGGUUGUUUAUGAUGAAGGUCACGUUUUAAAAAACGAAAAAACCGCUUCCUAUGAAGCGCUAAAUAAAAUAGCCACCCGUCGCCGCAUCGUCUUAACAGGCACACCUCUUCAGAAUAACCUCGAGGAAUAUUUCUGCAUGGUUCAGUUCGUCAAACCCAAUCUCCUGGGAACAAUUACAGAGUUCAAGAAUCGCUUUGCAAAUCCCAUCAAGAACGGGCAGGCGGCCGAUUCCACCGACAGUGACGUAAGGCUGAUGAAACGAAGGGCACAUGUGUUACACAAGAUGCUCGAAGAUUCCGUUCAGCGAUUUGAUUACAGAGUUUUAACCCCGUUUCUACCCCCAAAGCAUGAAUAUGUGAUAUCAAUCAAAUUGUCGGAGCUGCAAACCAAAAUGUACCAGUACUAUCUCGAGAAUCACGUCAAAGGUGGUCCGAAAAAUUCCAGCCGUGUAAAAGCAGCCGGACUCUUUGCCGAUUUCCAAGAAUUCUCACGCAUUUGGACUCACCCGAAAGCGUUGCUUUUGGCUGAAAUUAAUCGCAACAAAGCCAAGACAAAAAGCAAUAGUGAUUUGAAGACUACUAACAUGGAUGCAACUGGGGAUACCACACAGAAGAGGUACUCCCAUGAGGAUCAUGGAGAACCUACUGUUUUCGAAGACGGUGAUGAACUUUCAUGUUUCGAUAUCGGCAGUGAAAAGGAAUCGGGGAGAGCAAGUACGUCUAACAGCUCAGUAGCGCAUGACGCCCGUAUAAACCAAACGGCAACAGACGAUGAAUCAGGUGUGACGACUUCGUUGCCUUGGUGGUCGCAGUUUUGCCAAGUGGACAUGACUAAAAUGGAACUUGGUGGCAAACUGGUUCUUCUCAUGGACAUUCUUCGUCAAUGUGAGCUCAUUGGUGACAAAGUUCUCGUUUUCAGUCAGUCCCUCGUAUCGCUUAAUCUGAUUGAAGAAUUUCUCGCCAUUGAAAACGAACGGAAAGAGAAAAGUCAAAAGAGUAUGGCUAGUAACGAGUGGACGCAGGAUUCCGUUAGCAGGUGGCGAAUCAAUCACGAUUAUUUUAGGAUAGACGGACAGACUUCAUCUGAAGUGCGUUCCAACACGUGCAAUAUUUUCAAUAAUCCAUUGAAUCUUCGAGCUCGUCUCUUCCUAAUCUCCACCAAAGCCGGUGGGGUUGGGAUCAAUUUGAUUGCAGCGAAUCGUGUUAUCAUAUUUGAUGCCUCAUGGAAUCCUUCACACGAUGUCCAGAGUAUUUUCCGAGUUUAUCGUUUUGGUCAGCAAAAGCCAUGCUAUAUCUAUCGGUUCUUAGCUCAAGGUACAAUGGAAGAAAAGAUCUAUGAUCGUCAAGUCACGAAACUGUCGUUGUCUUGCCGCGUGGUCGACGAGCAGCAGAUUGAACGGCAUUUCAACUCGGCUGAUUUAAAGUACUUGUAUCUAUUUGAGCCUGACAGCCAUCUACGCCGAUCUACACCUAUUUUGCCCAAAGAUCGUCUUUUGGCCGAGUUGAUCAUUCAGAGAAAGGAAUGGAUAGUAACGUACCACGAGCAUGAUUCUUUGCUAGAAAAUAAGUCGGAAGAAGAACUCACGGAGGCCGAAAGAAAGGCCGCAUGGGAUGACUUCGAAAAUGAGAAACGUGGCGUAAAUAUGGUGAGGAACGAAUCCGCUGUGUUUAUGAACAUGCCUGGAAUAGCGGAUAUUUUUGAAGCACUGGUUGGGCGAACGGUUGCUGGUGUUCCAUUAACUAGUGUAGCGUCUUUGAUCUACAAUUCAAAUCCAAACAUCACUCAAGAGGAUUUUAUUGCAAGACUUCGACUGACUGUGGAUCAGAUGGGAAGUUUUACGGCGAAUCAAGCGAUAACAGCUUCAGUCGCUACCGCUGCUGGCCAACGGCAUGGGGAUUUGGGAAGACCAUUACUUAUCCAGCGACUGUUAGCUACCGAUCAAAACGAGCAUCUUCGUAGUAAUUCGCCACAACGAACAAAAUCGCCAGACCCCAGCGGUAUAGAUGUGUUAGUUUCUCUUAGUCCGCAUAAUGAAUCUGCAAGUGCAACAACUGCACCUCAAUAAAGAAACUCAUUGGGAGCAGCUCUUUGAAACUUCCAUAACGGAUGAUUUCAAUUAAUUGAUCUAAAUUGUAAUACCUUGACCUUGCUUCUGUAAAAAAUAGUCACAGGUUUAUUGAUUAGCUUUUUUCACCCUUUUUCUCCAGCCUAGCUGUUUUCUCUGUAAACGACAAAACGUGUUUCAUGGAAAGCUUAAGGAUAUAGCCAAUCUGUUCAUAAUAGUUUUUUGGGUCUAAAAAUUUUAACGGUAACGCCUUUGAGAGAGUAAUUCUGGCCUUUUAAUGUUAUUCGCUGCUCGCUGGUGCAGAGUUGUUUACAUGCUAAUCAUUGUAAUGGUCUAAAAUAAGAUUACUGUUUCAACUUUCAA
Molecule: messenger RNA, 6381 nt
Organism: Daphnia magna
Lineage: Eukaryota; Metazoa; Arthropoda; Branchiopoda; Diplostraca; Daphniidae
Product: transcriptional regulator ATRX
Exons: 18
Coding region: 682-6018 (1778 amino acids)
Cellular component (GO): nucleus
Molecular function (GO): ATP hydrolysis activity; ATP-dependent chromatin remodeler activity; ATP binding
Source: RefSeq, a predicted model, not a curated record